GGCACCUUCGUUCAUUCAUCCACUACCUAGUUUUUUCUGGAACUAUCAGUUGAGAACCCUGGAUCUCUUUGCUUUUCUGAAACUAUUUGUUGAGAGCCUACUGGACCUGUUCGCUGCUCGAAAGCAUACUCUAGAUCCCAACGAACUGACUUUUACUGUUGGAGACGACGAAGAGUGAACUUUUUUCUUAAAUGAUAUGUACUUAUAAGUAUGUUGUCAUUGAGUUUUGUAGCUGCUAUGUCGUGGUUCUAGUGAGUGAAUGAAUUGAAAAUUGUUCUAGUGUAAAGUCAGUGCGUGAUCAAGAGUUCAGUAUUCUUAUCAGGUAGAUCGAGUCGCACAGGUAGAAAAAUAGUCUGUCACUGUUGCACGUCAUCACUGAAGAAACGUUCCUCGCGGAAAAACAGCAGAUGAGUUAUUAAGAAGAAUAUACUGUGAAAAUCCACAGAUGAUUCACAUUCAUCAAGAAACAUGAAGAAAUAUAUAGAUAAACCGUGAAAAACCA
Messenger RNA from Amoebophrya sp. A25, 502 nucleotides. The record is from the annotation of a GenBank genome assembly. NCBI's taxonomy places the organism in Eukaryota, Dinophyceae, Syndiniales, Amoebophryaceae.